Rhizopus microsporus ATCC 52813 is the source of this 1365-nucleotide messenger RNA. RefSeq names its product DEAD-domain-containing protein. The record is from RefSeq and is a predicted model, not a curated record. Gene Ontology annotation, molecular function: nucleic acid binding; RNA helicase activity; ATP binding. The annotation marks the transcript as partial. NCBI's taxonomy places the organism in Eukaryota, Fungi, Mucoromycota, Mucoromycetes, Mucorales, Rhizopodaceae. The transcript is spliced from 5 exons.
CCUUUUUUUUUUGUUUCCUUGAAAAAAGAUCGUUGAUCGAUGACAGAAAAUAGAACCUUAAGCAGAGUAGCUGCCUCAAAGAAGAAAGCAUUAGAAAGAAAAGAACAAACGAUUGCACCUGAAGGAACUGGAUUCUUGAAGCUUGGAGUUCAAGAAUGGAUGAUUGAUACGUUAAAGUCCAUGUCGAUCAAGUUGCCAACCGAGAUUCAGCGAGCCUGUAUACCACCUAUCCUUGAAGGAAAGGAUGUCAUUGGUGGAGCAAAGACAGGUUCUGGUAAGACUGCAGCAUUUGCGAUCCCUAUUUUACAGAAAUUAUCUGAAGAUCCUUAUGGAGUAUUUGCUCUGGUGCUGACACCGACCAGAGAACUUGCAUUUCAGAUUGCAGAGCAGUUCAGAGUACUUGGCAAGGGCAUUGGUGCCAAAGAAUGUGUUGUAGUUGGUGGCAUGGACAUGAUGACACAAGCGAUAGAACUAUCAAAGCGUCCUCAUAUCAUUAUUGCCACACCAGGGCGAUUACGUGAUCAUAUACAUAGUAGUUCAGGAGCAGUAGAUUUAAGAAGAUGUAAAUUUUUAGUAAUGGAUGAAGCUGAUCGUAUGUUGUCUUCUACGUUUGUACCUGAUCUCGAAGUGAUUUUGCCUUUAUUGCCCAAGAAUCGUCAAACACUUUUAUUCACAGCAACAAUGACAGAAUCAAUUUUAGCUCUAAAGGAUGUAGAAGAAGACCCUGCAAAAAAACCAUUUGUUCAUGUCUGCGAUAUGUCUAUAUCAACUGUGAGUACACUAGACCAGUAUUAUGUCUUUGUGCCAUCCCAAGUGAAGAUAGUCUAUCUUGCACACCUGCUACGUACAGACGAUUUGAACGACAAGUCGAUCAUUAUCUUUUGUGGUCGAUGCUCGACAGCAGAACUUAUUACGGUUAUGUUGAAAGAAUUAGGCAUUCGAUGUACAGCUCUUCACUCAGAGAUGAGUCAACAGCAGCGAUUAGACUCCUUAGGCAAGUUUAGAGCCGAAGUCGUAAAGAUUUUGAUUUCAACAGAUGUGGGCAGUCGUGGUUUGGAUAUUCCCUCCGUUGAAUGCGUAUUGAACUAUGACAUUCCAAGAGACCCAACAGAUUAUAUCCAUCGUGUCGGUCGUACUGCCCGUGCAGGCCGAGAUGGUAAAGCAAUUUCUAUUGUAACAGAAAAAGAUAUCCAAUUGAUUCAAAAUAUUGAAGGAAGAACAAACAAGACGAUGGAAAAGUAUGAGGUUGAUGAAGAUGAAGUAUUAGACAUACUGUCAGAAGUGACUGCAGCCAAACGUAUGGCAAGCAUGAAAUUGCACGAUGAAGGCUUUGGUGAAAAAAGUCAUACAAGAAAAAAGAAGAAG